Messenger RNA from Labrus bergylta (ballan wrasse), 2916 nucleotides. The record is from RefSeq and is a predicted model, not a curated record. NCBI's taxonomy places the organism in Eukaryota, Metazoa, Chordata, Actinopteri, Labriformes, Labridae.
AUGAUGCUGCUCAUUUCACUGCUGCUUAUGGGACUUGGCUGCUUGCUGGGAGCUCCAGCAGGUCGAGAAGUGUACAGGAUGCCCCAGAGUGCACUCAAAGCUCUGUCUGAUCGUGGCACCGUGGUUCUUGAGGCGGCUAUGACUAGUGCUCUUUCCGCUCUCGAUCGUGCCUCAUCAGAGAGGAGUCGGGCUGAAACCAGCUGCCGGGGCUGUGUCCCCUGUUUGUUUCAGGACUGUGGUCAACUGUCCGGCUCCUGCUCGCCUCCGUCCAAUGCCUUAUUAGAGCCCAGCUGUGAUGUCAUCAGUAAGGCCCAGAAGCUUCAGGAAGAAGCUGAGCGGAGUUGGGCGCUGAGUCAGGCCUGUGCGUACUAUCAGCAUCGCUGUCCAGCGGGCGAACUGGACAAGGAGAGCUGCAUCAGGAUCAUGGGUGAGAGCUGCAGUGCCCGUGUCCUCCAGUGCAGCCUGCUGAACACCAUGCAGAACCUGGAACCUGCUACUCAGACGCAUGCACAGGCAGCAGUUUGUGGUCAGAGAUCAUCCAGGGUACAAAACAUCACACAGCCUCGCUCCAGGAUUGUGGGAGGCUCUCCUGCUCCUCUGGGCAGCUGGCCCUGGCUGGUCAACCUCCAGCUGGACGGUGGCCUGAUGUGUGGAGGGGUCCUGGUGGACAGCUCCUGGGUGGUGACGGCUGCUCAUUGCUUUGCUGGCAGCCGUAGUGAGAGCUACUGGACAGCCGUGGUGGGGGAGUUUGACAUCACCAAGACUGAUCCUGAUGAGCAGAUCCUCAAAGUUAACCGAAUCAUCCCUCAUCCUAAGUUCAACUCAAAGACAUUUAACAAUGACAUAGCUCUGGUGGAGCUGACGUCCCCGGUGGUUUUGUCCGACCAUGUCACUCCAGUGUGUCUCCCCUCUGGCAUGGACCCCCCUACAGGCAGUCCCUGUCUAGUGGCAGGCUGGGGCUCCCUCUAUGAGGAUGGCCCAUCUGCUGAUGUGGUGAUGGAGGCCAAAGUGCCCCUGCUGCCUCAGAGCACCUGUAAGAGUGCCCUCGGCAAAGAACUGGUCACCAAUACUAUGCUGUGUGCUGGCUAUCUCUCCGGAGGCAUAGACUCCUGUCAGGGAGAUUCUGGAGGCCCUCUGAUCUACCAGGACAGAAUCUCAGGUCGGUUCCAGCUCUACGGCAUCACCUCCUGGGGAGACGGCUGUGGCGAGAAGGGAAAACCUGGAGUCUACACACGGGUUUCUGCUUUCUCGGACUGGAUUCAGGCUGAGAUACAAAAGUCAUUUGGAAGCAGGGAGCCAACAUGUCCAGAGCUUCUAAAGACAACAGAAAUGACAGAAGAGGAGCAGAGGUCCGAGUUCAGCUCUCUUUGUCGCUUCUACACACUGACAUGCCCCUCUGGUCAGUCCAUCAGCACCUGCAACCGAAUGGCUGAGGACAAGUGUCUGACCCGCUUCAAGAAAUGUCAGCUGCGUUCGUUCCUGCAGACCCUGCUGGACCUGCUGCAGAGGGCUGAGGACUACAUCAGGGAUAAAGUCGACUUGACCUUCUUCACCCAGACUCUUCCUCAGCUGGUGGAGCACAUCUACAACACAGCUUUCGCUCACACCCGAGAAAGGAGGGACCUGAGUGGUGGUCUCACUCACAUUAAAGAUGGAGGACUCCUCAGUACAUCAGCUGGAGGGAGAAUUCCGAUCUGUUAUCUCAGCUCUGCGUUCAAAAUUGGACUCCAGAGCUGCGCCUCCCAUCAUGCACUUGGACACCGUCUACCUCCUGGAGGAGUCUCCCAACAAUCCCCUUUUCCAACAUCUUCCACUGGAACACCAGCCCACCCAGGCCACUCCUCCUCUUCCUCUUCCUCAACCCCCUCCUCCCAGGAGCCCCGGCAGCAGCCUUGGUCACUUCUAACAGCCCUGAUGAACGAAAUGGAAAAAUUAAGCUCACAUGAUGAAAUUGUGACAGACGAUACAUCUGAUAGUGACACCUCUUUCAAUAAAGACAUGCCUCUGGAUGAACAUUUUGGAGCAGCGUUAGAGGAUAUUACGUUCUUUGAGAACGGGGAGCGAGAAAAACUCAAAUCUACAGCAUUGUCGCUUCAAGUGCAGUCAACCACUGCGGUUCAGCCGGUCACUGAUGGGGCUCACACAGAGACGACCACUGAGCCCAGACAAACUGUGCGUGCUGUAAAAAGUCCAAAUAGAAAAUACAGGAGCCUUCUUCGCAAGAGGCAGAUACCUGGGGCAAUCGGAAAAAUUUGUCCUGGAGUAAGAGAGUCCUCACAGCAAGUCAGCCAAGUCAGAGACUCGUACAGCUGGGUCUUAAGCAUCCCAAACAAGAACCUACGCAUGAGCUUCCAAGAGGUGUUAGUUGAUCUGAGCUCAAAGAACGAGCGAGGACUUUACCAGGCGCGGGUCAGAGCAGUAGUAGGCGGACGACCUUUGACCUUCUACAGUCUUGUCGGCUUGGAGAAUGAGUCAUUUUACCGUAGUGUGCCAAGGAUCAUCGCAUUGGCUCUGGAAGCACUGAAGACUUGACUCCAUCAGAAAAACAAGUGAGAUGAACAAAUAUAAUAAAGACUGAACCGAGAGAUGAAGGGACAAAGACUCUCGAAAAGACUUGUUUAAAAAGCACCAGAAAAGCCUCGUCUUGUGACAGAGAUGCACAGAAAAACGCACACUCACGCAAACUUUACUUCUCCUGCCGACUGCUGUGAAAGCAUUCUCUUCCCAGUCCAAGAGCCUGACGUCGUCUAGAUGAAAACACAACCAUGAAUGUAUCAAUCCAUCUAUCGAACACCCAUCAUGCUGCAGGAUUUUGUUUUUUAUGUGGUUGGAGAAGCAGCCCUGUCUAACUUAUGAACCUGUACAAAAUGAUAAGUUAUUCAUUAUGUCUUUUGCAAAGGUUGAGCCUCUUGUGAA